Messenger RNA from Alternaria incomplexa, 489 nucleotides. RefSeq lists its product as uncharacterized. NCBI's taxonomy places the organism in Eukaryota, Fungi, Ascomycota, Dothideomycetes, Pleosporales, Pleosporaceae. The coding region runs from base 1 to 489 and encodes 162 amino acids. The record is from RefSeq and is a predicted model, not a curated record. The transcript has 3 exons.
AUGGUCACCCACCAAGGCCGCAAUCUGGUGCUGGCCCCGCCAGUACAGAACUUCCUUCUCUCCGACUCGUGGAGCGCCGAGAUGACCUAUCCAGCGGAGAACGGCAUUCCCGCCAUCGGCGACAAGGAGUUCGACGCACUUGGUUAUAACGGCGUAAUAUCAGCAAAGUCAUUAUACUGGCUGUCACGCAAACGCGAAGAGGAUGAUGAAUGGACCAUUGAAGCGGAACGCAAGCUUGACGGUACAAGAAUCAUCGACACAAAAUGGGCCAACGUCUACAACCGCUUCUGCCCUCGGCCCCGCGCCCGAUUCUUGUGGUUCGACAAGCAGACUGUCAUCAAAAAGCUCGACACAAAGGAGAUGGGCGGGGCAAUUCUCGGCGAUCUCUCUGCCACGGGCUACACGCGUCGUCAUUUUCAUCUCUGGCCGGCGAAUGAACGGGUGGCAGAGACCGCUGCAGCUCUUUGCGCUGGAGCAAACAGUGUUUAA